AUAUUGAGAAACAAACACAUGAUGAACAUCCUUGAAUCUUCCAAUCUUGGCGGCUACAAAGAGGUCAUCAAUGAAGUUGAACACCAAAGGGCUCUCAUGAUGAACCUACAUGACCUUGUACUACCAAUACUUGAUCCCUGCAGUGGGCAAGCAAAGCUCAUACAACAACUCUUUGAAGAAGUAUUCAGUAGCUCAGGUAAGAUUAUUUCUUCCCUAGAACUUGGUGAUAACAGCGAGAAACAGGCCAUUCUUAUCAAGCAUAAAGGAAAAGGAGGUAAGGAUAACGUGGAGAAUCACAUAUUGGAGGAGAACAACAAGGACCGUGGAAACAAGAGAAGGAAGAAUGCAAAUCACAUAAGUUCAGUUGUGACACAAACACCAUACUUUGAUGGAUGUCAUUGGAGGAAGUAUGGGCAGAAGUGGAUCUCCAGAGCAAAGCAUUCUAGGAGCUACUAUAGAUGUGCCUAUAGUAAAGAGCAAGGGUGUCCUGCAACUAAAACAGUACAGCAGAAGGAAAAUGAUGGCAAUGGAACGGUGAGGUUGUUCAAUGUUAACUAUUAUGGCCAGCACAUUUGCAACAGUGAUGGCAUAGUUCAUCCACAUGUUGUUGGGGCAACACAGGACAGCAUGCCAAUCGUCAGUCAAAACCAAAACAGUAGCUCAGUGUUUGUCAAUACCGAUGUCCAUGGCGUUCAGGAUGAAAUCUUUGAAAGCUUAUUCAUGGUGCCCGACAUGCCAGAAUAUUUGACAGAGUUCGUAGAUGUUGAAAUGGCAAGAGCAUUUGAGAUUACCCCUAUGAACUCGCCAAUGAUCCCUGAAGACAUAUGGGCGUGAAGAAGCGAGAGGAAUCAAAGCAAAGUCCUUUUAUUCAAUAUAUGGGUGUAAAUCAUGAGUUCUGAAAAGGACAUUGGUGUGUUACCCAUUAGUCUACACUAUACAUCGUACAAAGGUUGUAUAUAUGGUCUAGAAUGCUGAUGUACUAUCUAGACUUUGCUGUGACAUAUAUUACUGUAAAGCAUGCAUCAUGAUUGUAUUACUUGUCAUUCCAAGUCUGUAAAAGGACACCCUGCCAAAAAGUCUUACCAUCGGUAAAAGUCCUCCUGACAUCUCUUACUCUGCUAACACUGAUGACGAAAACUAGAGACAUAGGACAUAUGUGACAUACUAGUAAUCAACCUGGAAAACUGCAUGUUAUACAAUACCUAAUGCAGCCUAGCUAGCAAGUAGGGACGGUUGUAUUCUCACCUGACUGCUGAACCUUGUUCAGUUUGUAGGUGCUGUUGAAUUGAACUGUGCCGAAAC
Messenger RNA from Sorghum bicolor (sorghum), 1302 nucleotides. Its product is annotated as probable WRKY transcription factor 67. Gene Ontology annotation, molecular function: DNA-binding transcription factor activity; sequence-specific DNA binding. Gene Ontology annotation, biological process: regulation of DNA-templated transcription. Lineage: Eukaryota; Viridiplantae; Streptophyta; Magnoliopsida; Poales; Poaceae. The transcript is spliced from 3 exons. The coding region runs from base 19 to 834 and encodes 271 amino acids. The record is from RefSeq and is a predicted model, not a curated record.